AUGGGGCAAUGCACGUGCGGUCCGGCCACGAAUCCAGCUGUUCCCCUCAAGGGGCAGCCUCAGGGCUCCCUUAGCAAAAAUGCUGGACGCGGUGCGCUCUACAGACUGGACAGCCUGACAGCGCCACCAGACAAUGCCAACCCUGAAGCACCAAAGUCCGUAGCAGAACACGCAACAAACCAAGUUCACCUCGCCUCGAAGACAAAAUGGCGCCUCCUUACUGCCUGCCUCAUGAAUUUUGGCAACGGCAUGAACGACAGCGCCCCCGGCGCCCUGCUCCCUUACACCGAGGUCGACAAUGAGAUCGGAUACGCCAUCGUUUCACUCAUCUUCAUCGCCAACGCCGUCGGCUUCCUCCUCGCGGCUCCGUUGAACUACACCAUCCAGACAGAACUGGGCCACUCGAAGAGCUAUGCAUUGUCCAUGGGGCUGAUUGCGGGAGGAUACAUAGUCAUUGCAGCUCACCCGCCGUUUUCGGUUGUCGUGGCUGCGUUUCUUCUUCUGGGGCUUGGAAUGGCACUCAGCAUCGCCAUGAAUAAUUUCUUUUGUGCAAAUCUGGCGAACGCGACUACAGCACUGGGGUGCUUCUCCGGUGCUUAUGGCAUUGGUGGUGUUGUUUCGCCGUUGAUUGCGACGGCGAUGGUUUCGAGCGGGGUUCGCUGGAGUUUUUCCUACAUUAUACCUUAUGGCCCUCUCCGCUGCGAACCUAGUCUUCUCGGCCUUCGCAUUCGUUGA
This is a messenger RNA of Aspergillus calidoustus, 735 nucleotides long. Lineage: Eukaryota; Fungi; Ascomycota; Eurotiomycetes; Eurotiales; Aspergillaceae. The record is from the annotation of a GenBank genome assembly.